AUGCCUCUCUUGACCUCGUCGCCACCCGCGCUUCUGUGGCUACGAGACGAAGAUGGUGUGCAGCGAGCGCAGAAGUCCCCGCUACGUAUUCUAGCCCAUCUAAUGCAGGGUUCCUUCCCACAGCGGCCCCGCCGGCUUCAGGUCCGUGUCCAAAAAAACGGAAAUCUCAUCGAGCCACUCGGGUCUCUCAGCCGGACUCGGCGGCGGAUUCUGUGUGUGCUCGGCGGGGCGUCGAAUAGUCCUAAGAAGAUCCCAUCUGUUAGGUGGGCCGAGCUCGCUGAAAUGCGUUUGGUGUCGGGAGAUUCACGACAAGGGGGCUGCACCAGGGCUUGUCAUGCCCCGGAACUGUUAACCAUAUACCCUUUUGACCUUCCUUUGGCAUCCAUACCAUCAAAUUCAUGUACUGCCAGCUGUUUUCGAGGAGGUAAGGGUUAUCAUCGCGAAAGGGCAUCGAACGCGGGGCACUGGCCCUGUGCCGGUACUGUCAAAGGGCUCAUUGCAAUCACUGGUAUCUUCACGCCAUAA
This is a messenger RNA of Gaeumannomyces tritici R3-111a-1, 525 nucleotides long. RefSeq lists its product as hypothetical. The record is from RefSeq and is a predicted model, not a curated record. NCBI's taxonomy places the organism in Eukaryota, Fungi, Ascomycota, Sordariomycetes, Magnaporthales, Magnaporthaceae. The coding region runs from base 1 to 525 and encodes 174 amino acids. The transcript has 2 exons.